This is a messenger RNA of Ceratina calcarata, 1999 nucleotides long. RefSeq lists its product as uncharacterized. Lineage: Eukaryota; Metazoa; Arthropoda; Insecta; Hymenoptera; Apidae. The record is from RefSeq and is a predicted model, not a curated record. Bases 258 to 1595 code for a protein of 445 amino acids. The transcript has 9 exons.
GCUCAGGAGGAACAGUCAUUACUGCGCCAGUGGAACAUUCGACUCCAUCGAGUUUCCGAGAGACCACGAGAGUACCGCGCGCGACCCACGGAACAUCCGCGUGUUUAGACGUUCUUAUUCGAUCCGAGGUUACUACGAUGAUACUGUUCUCGGGGUCUAAUGAAAAUGUGACGUGAGCUUUCUACUGGGCAAAGGUUCCAGUCGAGAAAACGCAACAGCCAGUUUUUUAGUGCGGCACGCAUCAUCUACCGUUCGAAAUGCCAGUGAGAAGGACCAAUAUUCACGCGUUCGCCAGUGCGGUUGUGUCGGUACUCUGCUCGGCCCUAGUGGCGCUUCACGUCGGCCAGGUCACCGGGCAAUUAUUGGACACCGAGUUCCAGCCGACGGUCACGGCGACAUGCAAGGCUGGUCAUAUGACGAUAAGAGUGAACCUGAACCAGAGUUUCGUCGGUGCUGUUCACGCGAGGGAUUUUAGGACGCCGCAGUGCAUGACGCCCGGCAAUGGAACCACCCACGCGACCCUCGCCAUUAAUCUCCUAGCCCCCAAAGGCUCGCCGGAUUAUUGUGGCGUUCUCGUGAACAACGACACCGAGGAGCGGUCUAUCCCGAUCGCAGUGAGGAUACACAAGACCCUGGAGCUGGCGGACGAUAAAUUCUACGUGAUCACAUGCGGAAAAGCGGGAUUCAAAAACGCGAAGAACGAGACCUCGCUGGUAUCGCUGAGGGUUUUGGAGGGGGGCCACAAAGUGCAGGAGGCUAUUUAUGGUCACAACUACACGUUGCGUGCGGAGAUCUCGCGACCAGAUGGAAUGUACGGGAUCAAAGUUAAAUCCUGCUUCGCGUUCAACAAACGAAACACCAGCGUCCAGCUCAUCGACGACAAAGGGUGUCCCGUAAAGGCUCGGGUAAUGACGAAAUUCAUCUACGAUCGGAACACCGGACUGGCGGAUGCUACAUUGUUCUCCAUGUUCCGGUUCCCGGACAGUCCGCAGGUGCAUUUUCAAUGCGACAUCGCCGUGUGCAGAGGAAGCUGCGGUAUCCCCGUUUGCGAAGGCGAUAACGAGGAAGAAGUAAAGGGAGCGUCCUUAAUUAAUGGUCAGAGCGUGAGCGGCGAGGAAGGAGUGCUCCUAGCCGGCACGAGCGUGUUCGUUCUUGACCCUGGUCAAACGCCAUCGGUGCAAACGUUGUAUGAAGACGGCACCGUUCACCCGUUAUGGCUGCUGUGGCUGGCGGUGGCUCUCGGCAUUUUGUUCCUCAUCAUGCUGAUAAUCAAUAUAUUCCUAUGCUCGGCGAUGACCUGCAGCUGCACGAGGACCGACAUUAUCGAGAAGGAGCCGUCGAUUAUCGAGGACUACGAUCCGUAUCGGAGCUGGCACGGAUCCCAAUACGGCUCCAGGUACUCCUUAAACGGGAAGCAGGGAUACGCUUCCGGUGGGUCGACAAUGAAUUCCACGAGGUCGAUAUCGACGAACAGCGAUCAUUAUGCUAUAGUCCACUCCCGACCUGGCAGUAGAUACUCUGGUCCAGGCCAGAAGCAUCAUCACCACCACAGAGGGCCUCCGUCGAACAUCGGCUCUCAUUACUCGGCUAAAUAAUCAGUUAAUAAAAAAAUAACUGAGAACAAUUAACUGUUCAGGUUCAAUUAACAAAAUUGUAACAACGUAAUUACGUAACGAGUAAUUAUAUCCUCGAUAGAGUCAUUUGCUCAUACCGUUCGUGUCUUAAACCGAUCACUCCGGGCGACGCGAAGAAGAAAAAUUCUUAAUUCUAAGCACGAUUUCAUAUUAAUUAAUCGCCAGUUGUUAAUCAGGCUCUGAUUAAGACUGUUCGUUAGUAGAUACGAAAGUGAAAAGCUCUUGGCUAGACCGUACCUAUAUGUAUCAUAUAAUAGUCAUAAGCAUAGGUAUUUAGCAUUUCCUUUUUUUUUUACAACGUAAUAAUUAUCGUACUUAAUUAAGUGGAAUUGGAACGCUUUUGUACAUAAAAAUUCACUUGAUCA